Molecule: messenger RNA, 453 nt
Organism: Rhagoletis zephyria (snowberry fruit fly)
Lineage: Eukaryota; Metazoa; Arthropoda; Insecta; Diptera; Tephritidae
Source: RefSeq, a predicted model, not a curated record
AUGCCGAAAAAUAAGGGAAAGGGAGGAAAGAACCGUCGUCGUGGUAAGAACGAGAAUGAAGACGAAAAGCGAGAGCUGGUCUUCAAGGAGGACGGACAGGAGUACGCACAGGUACUGAAAAUGCUCGGAAACGGUCGCUUGGAGGCGUUCUGCUUUGACGGCGUCAAACGACUAUGUCAUAUUCGUGGGAAGCUCCGUAAGAAAGUGUGGAUCAACCAGGGCGACAUUAUUCUCGUCGGUCUUCGCGACUACCAGGACACCAAAGCUGACGUCAUUCUGAAGUAUAAUCCCGACGAGGCCCGUAACUUGAAGAGCUACGGCGAGUUGCCAGAAAAUGCCAAGAUCAACGAGAUCAGCUUGAACCGGGAGUUUGGCGAGGACGACGACGACGAAGACAUUAUCGAGUUCGGCGACGAUGUCGACUCGGUGGCCAGUGACACUGAUCUGCCCUGA